AUGCUCCCACCCAUCCCCGUCCUGUCCGACUAUGGAAUCUCGCCCACCCACGGCUUCCUCCCGGAGGUCCUGCCGCUGACCCGGCUCCCGGACCCCUACUACAACAAGUGGGAGGCCGUCGCCGCCAACCUGCAGGGCCUGAUCCUGAGCAAGCGCCUGCGCGGCGUCGUCGACCGCCUGCCCGUGCUCUCCACCGUCGGCCUCGAGCACGACGCCGAGUGGCGCCGCGCCUACUCGCUGCUCGCCUUCAUAGCCCACGGCUACAUCUGGGGCGGUGACAGCCCCAGCGACCGCCUGCCCCCUUCCAUCUCGGUGCCCUUCCUCAAGAUCGCCCGCCGCGUCGAGCUGCCGCCCAUCGCCACCUACGCGGCCGUGUGCCUGUGGAACUUCAAGCCGCUCUUCAUGGACGAAGGGAUCGACCACCUCGAGAACCUGGCCACGCUGCACACCUUCACCGGCGGCCUCGACGAGUCGUGGUUCUACCUCGUCAGCGUGGCCAUGGAGGCCCGCGGCGGGCCCAUCAUGUCCCUCAUGAUGACGGCCAUCGCCGCCGCCCGCGAGGGCGACUCGGCCGUCGUCACGCGCUGCCUGCGCGGCUUCGCCGAGCGCCUCGACGACCUGGUCCAGCUGCUGCAGCGCAUGCACGAGAGCUGCGACCCGACCAUCUUCUACCACCGCAUCCGGCCCUUCCUGGCGGGCACCAAGAACAUGGCCGAGGCCGGGCUGCCGCACGGGCUCAUCUACGACACCGGAUCGGGCGGCGAGGAGGAGGUCUACACGCAGUACAGCGGCGGCAGCAACGCCCAGAGCAGCCUGAUCCAGUUCUUCGACAUCGUGCUGGGCAUCGAGCACCGCCCCACGGGCGACAAGAAGAAGAGGCCCUCCGCCGGCGAUGAUGGCGAUGGUGGGCACGCGCCGCCCGCGCCGCGGCACAACUUCAUCAUGGACAUGCGGCGGUACAUGCCCGGCCCGCACGCGCGCUUCCUGCACGACGUGGCCGCCGUGGCCAACAUCCGCGCGUUCGUCGAGGGCCGCCCCGGCGACGCGCCCCUGCGCAUCGCCUACGACGGCUGCCUGUCCAUGCUGCGCGCCAUGCGCGACAAGCACAUCGGCAUCGUGAGCCGGUACAUCGUCGUGCCCUCGCGCGAGGUGCGCGCCCGCUCGCGCAGCCGGAGCCCCGAGGCCGUGCGCCGGGCCGGCCGGCCCACCAUGCCCCAGUCCCAGCCGGCGGCGGAAGCGCGCAAGAGGCAGAACCUGGCCACCGCGUCGGUGGGCAUCGCCUUCGAGGCCCACACCUCCUCCGACCCGGACCAGCAGAAGAAGAACCUCAAGGGCACGGGCGGCACGGCCCUCAUCAGCUUCCUCAAGCAGGCGCGCGACGAGACGGGCGAGCCCGCCGUCGAGGAGUGGACCCAGCGCUUCAUGAGCCGCAACAUGAAGUACGAAGGGGCCGGGGACUUCUUCGCCGGCAAGGACGGCCAGCACGGCGGCGCGACCGAGGAGGUCGAGGUCAACGGGCUGGCGGGCACGUGGACUGUCGACGACGACGUCGGGGGCAUUUGCAAUUACUAG
Messenger RNA from Thyridium curvatum, 1572 nucleotides. RefSeq lists its product as uncharacterized. Gene Ontology annotation, biological process: 'de novo' NAD+ biosynthetic process from L-tryptophan. Lineage: Eukaryota; Fungi; Ascomycota; Sordariomycetes; Thyridiales; Thyridiaceae. Gene Ontology annotation, cellular component: cytoplasm. The record is from RefSeq and is a predicted model, not a curated record. Gene Ontology annotation, molecular function: metal ion binding; heme binding; indoleamine 2,3-dioxygenase activity. Bases 1 to 1572 code for a protein of 523 amino acids. The transcript has a single exon.